Molecule: messenger RNA, 1362 nt
Organism: Eutrema salsugineum
Lineage: Eukaryota; Viridiplantae; Streptophyta; Magnoliopsida; Brassicales; Brassicaceae
Exons: 2
Coding region: 515-1120 (201 amino acids)
Source: RefSeq, a predicted model, not a curated record
AUUCUUGCUCCCUUUAUCUUUUAUUUGCGUACAUCUUUUCAAUCGAAUUGACUUUUUCUUAUAAAAAAAAAUCGAUUUGGUUUUGUUCCUCUGAAAUAAGGCUUAUAUAUGGGUUGAAACCUAAUUAUACAAUUGAAUUUUGAUCCGACUUGAGUUUCUGAGGCAGAUCUUGCCAGUUGAUUGUUUGUAGCUUCAUUGUUUCUCGGCGAUCUCGUAUCGUUAUGCACUGUAGUAGUCUACUUACUUCUUCUUGAGUAAUUUUCUGAGGGUUAAGACUCGGUCCUGAAGUUUGAGAAAAUGGGCGAGUCUAAGGGGUGUGGGAAAGUAGGACUAAAGAUUCCAAAUGCAAAUUCUUACAACGUCUCCCUUGAGCUGUCUCCAGUUGUUUCUUUUUGGGAUUGUAUUGUCCGCACGAUGAGGUAUUCCUAUAUACCAGAGUGGGUGUAGUUCUUGAGGAUCCUCUACGUCAUAGAGUGUCUAGUGCAGCUAUUUAAUUAGAAUUUUAGAAGCAAAUAUGGAUCACCACCGGGUGUGCAAGCAAGCUGAGCCGGUCAUUAAGAAAGUGAAGAAGAAAGAUGGUAAAGAUGAAUUUGAUCGUAUCAAACAAGCUGAGAGGAAGAAGAGACGUCUGGAGAAAGCUCUUGCUACUUCUGCAGCCAUCCGGGCUGAGCUGGAGAAGAAGAAGCAGAAGAAGUUGGAAGAACAACGAAGGUUAGAUGAAGAAGGAGCUGCUAUCGCAGAAGCUGUUGCUCUGCACGUCCUACUGGGAGAAGAUUCUGAUGAUUCAUCUCGAGUCAUGCUUGGCGAUGAAAAGGGUUUCAAGAUGGAUCUGUUUAGAGACGAAAAGGCUAGUUAUGUUACUCGCCAGAGCUGUGCUAGCUAUGCGGUUCAAGGGAUUGGGGUUGAGUCAAACGGUUAUGAACUAUGGGAUAGUAACUGGUCAGUGCCAUUCAUGAGGGGUGCUUGGGAUAACAACAUGGAAAUCUCUGCGGAUUUGAUUGCUUCUCAGGCUGUCUCGUCGCUACAGAUAUCUGAUACUGCUGAUAGGAACGCUUUUGUCUUCAAUAGGAUGACCAAUAAUGCCAUGGUGCCAAAUUCGGCUGCUAAAACUUUCUUUUAGAAGCCCUUAUCAGAUAAAAGAGUUCACAUUGUUGUUUUUCUUUUGAUGUUAAGAACAGAUGUCAUCUUGUGCUUUUUUUUUUUUGCAUUGUUUUUGUAACAAUGCUACGUGUAUUCUGAGUUGUACACAGCAAGUGUUUACUCUGGCUGAGUAAGAAGAUAUACAAAUUAGGCUUCUCUCAUUGUAUUUGUAUGUGAUUUCAUAUCUGUUUUUUUAAUCUAAAAUUUUUAAUUUUACCGAAA